This is a messenger RNA of Hylaeus anthracinus, 3335 nucleotides long. RefSeq names its product breast cancer anti-estrogen resistance protein 3 homolog. Bases 141 to 2579 code for a protein of 812 amino acids. Lineage: Eukaryota; Metazoa; Arthropoda; Insecta; Hymenoptera; Colletidae. Gene Ontology annotation, biological process: positive regulation of peptidyl-serine phosphorylation; small GTPase-mediated signal transduction. The transcript is spliced from 6 exons. Gene Ontology annotation, molecular function: guanyl-nucleotide exchange factor activity; phosphotyrosine residue binding. The record is from RefSeq and is a predicted model, not a curated record.
GCUCGGACGACGCAGCGACUCGAUUCGCGCAAUCGUGCAAGCCUCGUUCGCGUAUGAAUAAAUAUCGAUAAAGGUAAUUAACGACUGUGACGCAACAAGUUGGCGAGAGUUGACCCGCGAGUGAGCGGUGUCCGAUUGCGAUGAUCGUGAUCGACAAGGAUCGAGAGCAGAAAAGCACCGGCAGACGCAUGACAUGGAACUUCCGGUUUCCAUCAAUGGGCACUCUGCAAAACCUAGGCGCCAGUGGCCGUCGUCGAAAAAGGAACGGCAUACACUCUUCAGCCUCUUGUAAGGAUCUCUACCAGAAACGACAUACGAUCCACCUACAACCGGAAGUAAUUAUUCAGAAGGAGCCGUCUAUCAUCGGGACGCCACUGUCGCCCGAAGAUCUGACCGAAGAAAGUCGAAGGUCGUCGGAGGUAAAGACUGAAGUGGCGGAGGAGGAGGCGGCGGUGGACAUAAGGGAGCACCGCGACGCGUGUUCCAGGGAAUCUGUUGCGAAAAGGGUUGACAGCAACGACUACUCGAAUUUACCGAUGGAGCCACCGGAGGAGUCGACGCGUAAACUCUUGGAGCGAGAACUCCGACUUUUGGAUCCUAGGGAUCUGAGAUCUCACGCUUGGUACCAUGGUAGCACGCUUCGUGGUGGUAGAAAAGGCGCCGAAGCGGAAGUGCCCAACGAUGGUGACUUUCUGGUUCGCGAUUGUGCCUCCCAACCUGGAAACUACGUCCUCACGGUUCGGUGGAAGGGUCAGCCCCUUCACUUCGUCAUCAACAGGGUCGUCAUCCAACCAGAGACGGUGUACGAGAGGGCGCAGUACCAGUUCGAGGACGAGGCGUUCGAUACUGUCGCCGACUUGAUAACCUUCUACGUCGGCAGCGGUAGGCCAAUAAGUCAAGCGAGCGGUGCCCGCAUAAUCACCCCGAAGCCUCGAUGCGUUCCUUUGACCUGUGUCCCAGGACCCACGAACAGUCAGCACUGUUCCAGCCCCUCCUCUUCGUCCUUGUCAACUGGCUCUCCGCCCCGUCUGCCUCGCAAGCAGCAGCGCAGCCAUUCCCUGACCGCUCAGCAUCAUCCCUCGGAUCAGUACGACGGUCGUCAACCCUCGAAUCAACAGCCACUACCUCACGUACCAGUUCAGUCCAGUACACUGCCACGUGUACCGCCCAUACAAAAUCAGCCACCAUCGUGUUCCCUGUCUCUGGGUCGUCAGAAGAUCACUAGGGUGAUCUCCGACCCAGCUCUUCAACAGCAACAGCAACCGAUCCAUCAGCCGUCUAGCUUGAACCAUCAGAACUCUCUGAGCGCGGCACCUCCAAAGCCUCCUAGGGUGCCCUACGUUCCGAAUCAUCAGCAUCACACUAUCCAUCAUCAUCACCAUCACCAUCACCAUCACCAGGGCUACCAGGCGUCGGGUAGCGACAGUGGCAACGGCUCGGGAGACAGCGAGUUCGAGACAAACAACUCUGGCGGCACUAGUAACCCUUCCUCUUCCGUUCCCAUCAAAGGAGUCGUCAUCAGGAGCCACUACACCACCAGCAACGACGGUACCAAUGGGAACAACGGCAACGAGUACGAACUGUCCGCCGAAGAACAGCUGGUGGUGGCCGCGCCAUCCAUGGAGAUCGCCACAUCGUUGGAUAUCGAGGGGUUCACCACCCUCCUGUUACCAACUGGCGAUCACAGACCUCUGGAUCCUACCGCGUUGAGAGGAGUGUCUGGAAUGCUUCUCGACUCGGCUCCGAGAGUCUUAGCCUCGCAUUUAACGAAGAUAGACUUGGAGUUGGCUCUUCAGCCUGGACCAGGGAAUAGAAACGGAUUGAGUGGUAUCGAGCUGGCUACCCUGCCUCACGGCAGACAGGCCAGGAUGGACCUGAUCGAGCGUUCGGAGUGCUUGAAGCUGUUGGUAGCGGUGACAGUGCUGGCUGGAGCCACCGCGAUCGAAAGGGCUGGCACCAUCAGCAAAUGGAUCAAAGUGGCCAUCGACACUAAGACGGCACUGGGAAAUCUGUACGGAUUCUGCGGCGUGAUGCUAGGUUUGUGCUUGCCUCAGAUUCAGAGGCUGGCGAACACGUGGCAUUUGCUGAGACAAAAGCACACAGACGAGGCGUUCAGCUUCGAGGCGAAGCUGAGGCCCACUCUGCGUGCCAUGAACGAGUGCACCAACCCUCAGGCGCCCAACACCACUCUGCCGCAUUUACUGCCCAUCGCGUUGCUGGGGGAACGCGGCCCCGAGGAUGUGCUAGGCACGGUGGCUCCAUCAGGCCUCGCAGCAGCGAUCCUGUCGCCCUGGGAAAAUUCCGCUCCAGACUGCGGCCUGUCGAUAGUCUGGUCGCAUUUGGAAACGGCGCGUAGGAUGGCUGAAAAUCUGCCGUUGUUUCGCAGAAACGCGGAGAUCGUUUUGGAGGGUUCGAGAAGCGACGAGUUACUGUCAGACGCGUUUCGUACCGAGUUCCACAUAAAAUUCUUGUGGGGAAGUCGUGGUGCCACCGUGGCACCGGAAGAGAGACAUCUUAAGUUCACGCAGGUCCUCGACGCGAUGUACGACAAGUGCUCGUCGAGCGAGGUGAUGGCCUAAACGUUACGCGACCAAAGGACAGAUUAUUUCAGGCGCGGAUUGUUCCUUCAUUUUUAGAACGAGUUGUUUGAAGAGCCUGGACGAGAAAAGAAGGGACCCGAACGAAUUUACUUUUCACUUACAUUUUACGUGCACGUGUAAAUUAUGGUUAUGUAAUUAUGUAAUUAAAUCGUUGUAAUUAAUUGUAAUUUCUACGAUAAGUACGGAUAAGUAUAGUUUAUUUGAGCGAAGUUUGAUCGCGGUGAAUGUUAUUUAAACGACCAUGUGUUUUCCGAUUUGAUACGCCGCGUUACGCGAUCGGGGCCAUUUUGCACAAUUUUCACGAGAAGCGGACUGCGUUCGCAUUUAUAGCAAUUUUUUCGUAUCGUAACCCGUAGAAGAGCUCGUCGAACGUGAUUCUUCGCGACGAACGACACCAUUUUUUCUCGAAUAGAGAGUAGUGGCAACGAAACGAGUGCCGCGUCGAGAAACAAACAAUCAAAAGAAUAGCAUUAACGGCGACUGGACGUAUAAUCGUAAAUGUAACGAUGAAACGUGUCAUAUUUAGCGGAGUAACGAUUCCUGGCUGUAUCGGGAUAUGUUACUCUAUUAACGACCCGUAUUUAUUGUCUCGCAACGACUGGCGACGAUAUAAUAAUCAAAUCAUGUUGAACUGUCAUGUACUUAAUUCUAACUGAUCCUAUAUUCGGCCAAUAAUAUGUUGUAAAUGUUGUUCACGUUUGUUCACACUUAAUAAUAUACGAGAACGAAAAUCAA